AUGGCAAGCAUCAAGAAGUGGUUUCGGAAGAGAGUGUCAGGGAAGAAAGACGAGCCAUCCCCGCUCAGUCAACUGCCCCUUCUCCCGGCCCAAAGACCUCAUUGUCUCACCCCAUCGGCCUCAUCUGAAGAUCUGACCUCCUACUAUCUCUUCAAUUACGGAAGCUUUGGAUGUCUUCCACCAGAGAUACGCCGCGAGAUCCUUAUCUUGGCGUUUGGCGCGCGAACGAUCCACGUCGAUCUGUCAUUCGGUUAUCCUUUAAUACGCGAGAACAAACUGAAGAGACCUGGGAACCAUCUCGCUCCGCGCAGGACAGAUAAGGACACACAUUAUGGUAUCGGCUCGGACUUGGUCACCAACAAUCUUAUGCCUCGUCGCUGGCAGUGGCUCAGCUGUGUCUGCCAUCGAUCACCACCAACGCUGCCAGAAGGCUGCAAAGCCACCCCGCUACCCUAUGAUGACGAAUGCCUCAGAGCCACCUCUUGCUCUUAUACGUUGGAGGACGGAACCCGCAAGAAACGAGAGAAUCUGGACAGCUGCUUCAUAGGUGUACUUGGAUGGCUUCUUGCGUGCCACAUGGCAUACACAGAGGGCAUAGAUGUUUUGUUCGCGACCAACACGUUCCACUUUUCCAGGCUAGAAAUAUUGGAGAACUUGCCGGGUCUAUUUCUCCGCCAAAGACUUGCUAGAAUUACCUCGCUUGAGAUUAACUGGCACUCCCAAAAGUUGAAUGACAGGACAGGCCAUUAUGUUUAUUACUUGGUGUGGCCAUGGCAGCAGAUUCCAGUGGGCGAGCCAUACACCCCAUUUCAUAAUUUGUGUCGACUGAUUCCCGACGUGUUUCCACACGCUCAUCACCUCUACAUCUCAUUUCAAGACUUCCUCUUGGAGCCCAGGGGUGAAAUCUUUGAGACCUUUGUGGUAGAGUCAAUCACACUGCGCCCCAUCGAAGAGAUGGUACGAGUGCUGGGAUCGGGGAGACAGGUCAAAGUCGCUCUCCCAAAAGAGGCCUUCGGUAUCAUGCUGACAAGGAAUCGGGAAUCUCACGGAAAUGACCUGAUCAUCGAGACGGACAAGGAUAAUCGGCACCAAGUGCGGGUCUGGAAGGCGCUGGAGCCUACCGGUGAUUUGGGUUACUGGAUUGCCCCUGGAUUGGAUACGUUCUUUCCAAGGUAUCAAGCUGACGAACAUAUCUUCAGAUUGUAAGCCACAGUGUGAAACGUUUUAUAGGUUGCAAAAAUCUGCCUAGCAUGCAU
Messenger RNA from Penicilliopsis zonata CBS 506.65, 1256 nucleotides. RefSeq lists its product as hypothetical. Lineage: Eukaryota; Fungi; Ascomycota; Eurotiomycetes; Eurotiales; Aspergillaceae. The transcript has 2 exons. The record is from RefSeq and is a predicted model, not a curated record. Bases 1 to 1206 code for a protein of 401 amino acids.